CCACCUUUGAAGACUUUCAGAUUCGUCCCCACACUCUCUUUGUUCAUUCAUACAGAGCUCCAGCCUUCUGUGAUCACUGUGGAGAAAUGCUGUGGGGGCUGGUGCGCCAAGGCCUGAAAUGUGAAGGAUGCGGUCUGAAUUACCAUAAGAGGUGUGCAUUUAAAAUCCCCAACAAUUGCAGUGGCGUGAGGCGGAGAAGGCUCUCGAAUGUUUCCCUCACUGGGCUCAGCACCGUCCGCACGUCAUCUGCUGAGCUCUCCACCAGUGCCCCUGACGAGCCCCUUUUGCAGAAGUCACCGUCAGAGUCAUUCAUUGGUCGAGAGAAGAGGUCAAAUUCUCAAUCUUACAUUGGACGACCAAUUCAGCUGGACAAGAUUCUGAUGUCUAAGGUUAAAGUGCCACACACAUUUGUUAUCCACUCCUACACCCGGCCCACAGUGUGCCAGUACUGCAAGAAGCUACUGAAGGGGCUUUUCAGGCAGGGAUUGCAGUGUAAAGAUUGCAGAUUCAAUUGUCAUAAACGUUGUGCGCCAAAAGUACCAAACAACUGUCUGGGCGAAGUGACCAUAAAUGGAGAAGGGAGUGAUGACAAUGACAGUGAAAGGAACAGUGGGCUCAUGGAUGACAUGGAAGAGGCAAUAGUCCAAGAUGCGGAGAUGGCAAUGGCAGAGUGCCAGAAUGAUGGUGGGGAAAUGCAGGAUCCAGACCCGGACCAUGAGGACUCCAACAGAACCAUCAGUCCAUCAACAAGCAACAAUAUCCCACUAAUGAGGGUAGUGCAGUCUGUCAAGCACACGAAGCGGAAAAGCAGCACAGUAAUGAAAGAAGGUUGGAUGGUCCACUACACCAGCAAGGACACGCUGGAAAUUCCUUUAUCGGAAAUUUUAUCUCUGGAACCAGCUAAAACUUCGGCUUUAAUUACUAAUGGGGCCAAUCCUCAUUGUUUUGAAAUCACUACAGCAAAUGUAGUGUAUUAUGUGGGAGAAAAUGUGGUCAAUCCUUCCAGCCCACCCCCAAAUAACAGCGUCCUCACCAGCGGCGUUGGUGCAGACGUGGCCAGGAUGUGGGAGAUGGCCAUCCAGCACGCUCUCAUGCCGGUCAUUCCCAAGGGCUCAUCCGUGGGUUCAGGAACCAACUCUCACAGAGAUAUUUCUGUGAGUAUUUCGGUGUCAAAUUGCCAGAUUCAAGAAAAUGUGGACAUCAGCACAGUAUAUCAGAUUUUUCCUGAUGAAGUACUGGGUUCUGGACAGUUUGGAAUUGUUUAUGGAGGAAAACAUCGUAAAACAGGAAGAGAUGUGGCUAUAAAAAUCAUUGACAAAUUAAGAUUUCCAACGAAACAAGAAAGCCAGCUUCGUAAUGAGGUUGCAAUUCUACAGAACCUUCAUCACCCUGGUGUUGUAAAUUUGGAGUGUAUGUUUGAGACGCCUGAAAGAGUGUUUGUUGUUAUGGAAAAACUCCAUGGAGACAUGCUGGAGAUGAUCUUGUCAAGUGAAAAGGGCAGGUUGCCAGAGCACAUAACGAAGUUUUUAAUUACCCAGAUACUUGUGGCUUUGCGGCAUCUUCAUUUUAAAAAUAUCGUUCACUGUGACCUCAAACCAGAAAACGUGUUGCUAGCAUCAGCUGAUCCUUUCCCUCAGGUGAAACUUUGUGAUUUUGGUUUUGCCCGAAUCAUUGGAGAGAAGUCUUUCCGGAGGUCAGUGGUGGGUACCCCAGCUUACCUGGCUCCUGAGGUUCUAAGGAACAAGGGCUAUAAUCGCUCUCUAGACAUGUGGUCUGUUGGGGUCAUCAUCUAUGUAAGCCUCAGCGGCACGUUUCCAUUUAAUGAAGAUGAAGACAUACACGACCAAAUCCAGAAUGCAGCUUUCAUGUAUCCACCAAAUCCCUGGAAGGAAAUCUCUCAUGAAGCCAUUGAUCUUAUCAAUAAUUUGCUGCAAGUAAAAAUGAGAAAGCGCUAUAGCGUGGAUAAGACCUUGAGUCAUCCUUGGUUACAGGACUAUCAGACCUGGUUAGAUUUACGAGAGCUGGAAUGCAAAAUCGGGGAACGCUAUAUCACACAUGAAAGCGACGACUCCAGGUGGGAGCAGUAUGCAGGUGAGCAGGGGCUGCAGUACCCUGCACACCUGAUCAAUCCAAGUGCUAGCCACAGUGACAGUCCCGAGAGUGAAGAAACAGAGAUGAAAGUCCUCAGUGAGCGUGUCAGCAUCCUCUGAGUUCCAUCCCCUAUAAUCUGUCAAAACACUGUGGAAUUAAUAAAUACAUACGGUCAGGUUUAACAUUUGCCUUGCAGAACUGCCAUUAUUUUCUGUCAGAUGAGAACAAAGCUGUUAAACUGUUAGCACUGUUGAUGUAACUGAGUUGCCAAGACAAAUCAACAGAAGCAUUUGUAUUUUGUGUGACCAACUGUGUUGUAUUAACAAAAGUUCCCUGAAACACUAAACUUGUUAUUGUGAAUGAUUCAUGUUAUAUUUAAUGCAUUAAACCUGUCUCUACUGUGCCUUUGCAAAUCAGUGUUUUUCUUACUGGAGCCUCCUUUUGGUAAGAGACAGAACCUAUCCAUGAAAUUGUUCUGUGCAGUGUGUCCCACUGGUGGUGUCGUUGUAAACAAACUCUUGAAGAGUGGAUGUAUUACCAGUGUUCUAUGAACAACUCAUGUGGAAAAACAAAUAAUGGGAGGGGAGGUAUAAAAUUCUAAGACAUAAAUGCAUGAAAGAGUUUUACUGUAUAGUUUCAACUCCUUGGCCUGCCUGAUGUGCCUCAGUAUGUUGAUACUCAACUAAAUGCACCGAGGCACACAGGGUCUACUGCUCUUAAGCCUAAAUGCCUUAGAAAUGUAAACUGCCAUAUAUAACAUAUAUUUCCCCCUUUCUUAUGAUAUCCUGCUGUAAUGUGGAAAAUCAGCAGCUAAGCAAACUUUUGCCUUUGUGUAUUUUUCAAUAAGAACAAAUAAAUAUUCUUGUCAAAAUA
Messenger RNA from Galeopterus variegatus (Sunda flying lemur), 2964 nucleotides. It is a transcript of the gene PRKD1, whose product is annotated as protein kinase D1. Lineage: Eukaryota; Metazoa; Chordata; Mammalia; Dermoptera; Cynocephalidae. Gene Ontology annotation, biological process: protein phosphorylation. The record is from RefSeq and is a predicted model, not a curated record. Bases 87 to 2210 code for a protein of 707 amino acids. The transcript has 15 exons. Gene Ontology annotation, molecular function: protein serine/threonine kinase activity; ATP binding.